This is a messenger RNA of Nematostella vectensis (starlet sea anemone), 2979 nucleotides long. Its product is annotated as stimulated by retinoic acid gene 6 protein-like. The coding region runs from base 62 to 2191 and encodes 709 amino acids. Lineage: Eukaryota; Metazoa; Cnidaria; Anthozoa; Actiniaria; Edwardsiidae. Gene Ontology annotation, biological process: vitamin A import into cell. The record is from RefSeq and is a predicted model, not a curated record. Gene Ontology annotation, cellular component: plasma membrane. Gene Ontology annotation, molecular function: signaling receptor activity; retinol transmembrane transporter activity. The transcript is spliced from 18 exons.
AUUUUGCUGGUUUCGAUGUUUAUUUCCCGGAGGCUGUAACGGCAUCGAGAUUUUCGACAAAAUGUCGAUCACUGAGGACACACUGGCCCAAAUAAUCUUCAAAACAUAUUAUUCAUUUCCUGAUUUAGUGAUCAACCGAUCGGUGACUGAGAUAUUUGAAAUUAUUGCUCAAAAUGAGACGAUUUUAAACGCUGUUUCUAGCGUUGCUGGUUUAGAGCCUGAUGUUAUACAGAAAACAACACAGACAUUCGUUCAUGUCCUCCCUUAUUGGAAAGCUUAUAGAAGAGCUAGGGAAAACGAAUCAAAGAAUGUCACGAACAGCACUGCAUGUAUGCCAGUACCAACCAAGGGAGAGUUUACCUACGUGUGCCUUGGACCAGCACUGACUAUCAUCCUGCUCCUGUCUUUCUUAAAACCACGAGCACAGACACUAAGAACAUGUGGCAUGCGGAUCAUCAGGCCAGGACUAUGCAUACCUCUCAAUCUACUGGAUAGUUACGAGAACCGACUUGGUUACGCAUGCGCAUUUGGUGCUACGGUCAACAGGUGUCUGCGCAUUCUGUUCUUCAGUGAUUAUUCAGAGAUAUUUGACGAGAGAGUCAUGAACAUACAAAGUGACCCGGCCACCCCCCCUUGGACUGGAAUGUUCUGGCGUAUUCUGGCCAUGUUUGUGAUUGGUCUCUCGUACUAUCCGUUCUUCGCGUGUCUCGCCACAGAUUACAAGAUUCUGGGAGGGGUCAUUGGGCUCCUCUACUCGGGGGCCUGGCUUGGCGUGAGCGCCUAUCAAGUGACGCAGUGUCCAAAUCGCUAUCUUUCAUAUAUUUACCCAGGGGACCUUCUGGCGAUAGACUUCCCUACACACAUUUGUUUGCUGAUCCUCACAAUUCACUUCCUUUACUAUGUGAUCCUCGAGCUGGUGAAGCGCUAUCGUAAAGCCCGAACUAUAACUUCUAAUGAGGCGGAAGAGGACGAUACGACCAGUUGCUACAAAUAUAAAUACGUACAAAGGCUACUGGAGGAGAUUCCUACAGAAAUAGACAGCUCUGGCGACAAAUCAACUGGAAGCCUGAAAGAAACUUUGAAGUCUCACAUAUACAAGUGGAAACCAGAUUUUAAGUACUCUACGAGAAUAGCGUGUACCUACACUGUGGGAUUGCUGGCGGUUUAUGAGAUUGCCUGCGCGUUCGUUGUUCUUGGAGGUAUAUUCUACAAAUACUCGCUUAACUACCUCGCCGAUAAUCCGAAAAUUCUAGAAGAUCUUGGUCUCACCGAUUACGCUGCAGAUUAUGAGAAGUACUUGGAAAUCUGCUUUGUCGCGUGGUACGUGGCGCUGGGCUUGACGUGCGUCAAGUGUGUCGUCCUCGUCGCCAACAUGUUAACGUGGUAUCGCACGCACGUCAUGUGCCUUCAGAAAGGAGAUAAAAGUUUUCUUCCAGCGGAUACCUUGAAAAAAACACCCUCGAAUAUGACGCUGGCUGGUUUAAAAUAUUCAGGAUACCAAGUAGCUUACAUAGCAUGGGCGUUCGUUAUCGCUCACUUCGUAAUAUUCCUCGUUUUGGCAAUUCUUGGAAUUGAAUUCAUCCAGCCUAUCGUCGAUGGAUCGAUGGACUCUCUGGUUUGGGCGCAAGUGCUCAAGAUCUGGCCAGCGAUCUUUGUGUCACUAAUGAUAAUUUUGAUACAAUUUCUACUCGCCAAGUUCGUAUUUUUGAUAGAUAACGGCUCUUAUUUGGCUUUGGACAACAGGCGUCUUUUCCAUAUUUGUACGUAUUUUUUAUUCUUCUUUAACAUCUUUCUCGGCCUUGCUUCGUGCCUGCUUCGUAUCAUCAUCGGCUCUGCGCUCGGGAUUGUCUUCCUCGCCCGGACACAGAAAAGUGUGAUCUCCCGAGACUACGAGGACAGAGAUCCCGGAUUCCAUGCGUACGUCGGCUAUCUCUACUUGGAGCAUACCCACUCGAACCCAGUCCUCGUUACUUUCUCUCGGUUGCUUGUAAUGAGCCUCAGACAGAAAGACUGGGACGAGAGAGCUGCUCACGAGUCACAAGGGAAAGCCAACGAGUACCAGAAUAACCAUCCUCGGGGACCCAGGCCUCGCGCCUCCGCCGCGCCAUCCCCGAGGAUGCAGAAUAACAUCGUUACCUGCGGACCACUGACUGAGAUUGCAUUGCAUUGUGGGACAUGUAGGCUGCUUUAGCCUCUCCUUUGGCGAACGUCAGCAAAAUAAGAGAAGAAAUAUGUCCGUGUGUUGCGCGCGUUAGGUUAACACCACAGGUAACCCAAGCUCACUGUGUGUAUGAAUAAAUUAUAGUGGUUCCCGUUACGUUGUGUGUCUCAUGGUUUACAGUAAACAUAUGGGAUUGAAAUAAGCUGUUUACUAUACUACGAAAUAAAAUCCUAAAACUCUAAAUAAAUAUAUAUAUAUAUAUUAUAUAUAUAUAUAUAUUCUGACCUGACAGUGGGUGAAGUUUCAAGCCAUUUGGGCCGGUAUUUCGGGAGUUACGUUGUUCUGUAUACAAGGGGAAACAGUUAGGCCAUCGUUUGUUUACGCAUAAGAUAGUAGCUCUGCCCGCCACAGGGGAUGGACGGCAUGCCACAUUUGGGGCACACCUUUGAGUCAUCGCAAGUUACGAAAUGCGCAUGCGUUUUUCCCCAACGUUUGUGCGUGGGCUUGCUGUGUCUAUUUUGAUAAGUAUUGCAAUUUUAGGCAAAAAAGUAAAAAUAUCACUAGAAAAAAAAACACAAAGGAAUUUCCAAAAUCAAUUGAGUUCGAACGUGACAUUCACCAGGCGUACACACGUGCACCACAGGGCACCCAGUAUCGCCUGGGGCACUUCCGGUGUCUACUGAUAAGGUCGGUUCGCUUCAUAGCGGAAGUGUAGGAAGGAUGCGAUGGAAUGAUAGUCAUGUCUAUUGAGUCUCAAAUAAUGAUAAUCAACCACUACUUUGUCGUUGUUUGAAUGUGGAAAUACGACAGUCUAUUUG